GUCCCUCCCUCUAAAAACACUCUGUGUGGGGAACAUGAGAGCCAGACCAAAGCUCAGAGGAACCCACCUGGACCUCCACCCAGCUGUGUGUCCUUAAAGAGUGACGCGUCUAAAAGUAUCCUUGAUAAUUUUAAAGUCCAGCCUCUGUCUGCUGCAGAGAGGGUGGACCAGGAGAGCUCAGAAGUUCCCAUUGAUCAGUCUGCCCAGCAGCAUCAAACACACCUGGACUCCAUAUUUAUGAUACUGGAGGACAAAAUUAUUACUUUUGUGAAGAGUGAGCUGAAGAAGAUCCAGAAAGAUCUGAGUCAGGAUGAUCUGGAAUGCCUUAAGAGUCAAUGCAAGGAUGAGGAUGUAUUAGUGUGUGAGGAUGAAGAACAGAAUAAGAGCAACAGAGAAGCAUUUGUGAAGAUCACACUGGCCUUCCUGAAGAGAAUGAAGCAAAAGAAGUUGGCAGAGCAUUUGGAGAGCAGGACCAAUACUAGAAACUUCGAGUGGUAUCACCAUGAACUUAAAUCUACCCUGAAGAAGAAGUUCCAGUGUGUGUUUGAGGGGAUCGCUAAAGCAGGAAACCCAACCCUUCUGAAUCAGAUCUACACAGAGCUCUACAUCACAGAGGGAAGGACUGCAGACAUCAAUGAUGAACAUGAGACCAAUCAGACACUCCUACGAGGCCUGCUGACACAGACAGGAAAGCAGGCUCUUCUGAGGCUGCUGCCAGUGGUCAAAGCAUCCAACAAAGCUCUACUGUCUGCCUGUAACCUCUCCGAGAGUAGCUGUCAAGCUCUGUCUUCAGUUCUCAGCUCGCAGUCCUCUAGUCUUGGAGAACUGGACCUGAGUAACAAUGACCUGCAAGACUCAGGAGUAAAGCUUCUGUCUGCUGGAUUGAAGAGUCCAAACUGUACACUGGAAACUCUCAGUCUUUCUGGCUGUCUCAUCACAGAGGAAGGCUGUACUUCUCUGGCCUCAGCUCUGAGCUCCAACCCCUCCCAUCUGAGAGAGCUGGACCUGAGCUACAAUCAUCCAGGAAAGUCCGGAAUGAAGCUGCUGUCGGCUGGACUGAAGGAUCAACGCUGGAGUCUGGACACUCUCAGGUAUUGA
Molecule: messenger RNA, 1098 nt
Organism: Oreochromis aureus
Lineage: Eukaryota; Metazoa; Chordata; Actinopteri; Cichliformes; Cichlidae
Product: ribonuclease inhibitor-like
Exons: 9
Coding region: 238-1098 (286 amino acids)
Molecular function (GO): protein binding
Source: RefSeq, a predicted model, not a curated record